AUGGCGCAGACUCCAGCACAUAUUCAGUAUGCGCAUGGACCGGACCGUCGCAUCUCAGCCUACAGAGACGAGUUUGUCAAGUUGCAAAGUCUGUACCUCGAGCGCCGUUACAAACAGUGUAUUGCUCUGUGCGAACAACUGCAGAGACCAGGGGUAUGGCAACAUUUCCAUUUGUAUGCUCCGGGCUGGGCAAAGUCUCAUAUUCUGACAAGUGAGCAGAUACAUCCCGUGCAUGAGGUGUUCCUCUGCUUCUACCACGCGAUAUCUUACGAAUCUCUGGGCCUGAUAGCUCAUGACUACUCGAGCAACAAGCUUCGAUUCCUCGAUUUUGCUAAAGAAAGUUACAAUCUGGCCUUGAAGAGUCUCCCUCUUCCCUACGUAUCUACCGAGGCGGGCAAAUACGAGCAAAAUGCACAUUCUCCCCUUGCUUCGGUGUUCGCAGCACCAGCCUUGCACCAUGUGAACGCAGGGAUCCAGGAUACGCCGUCAAAGAUACUCGCGUCUGGACUGGUAGAGUCUGCCUCCGCCUGCAGUAUCUACUCGACGGACAGCAUGAUAUCAGAGCCAUACACUGUUCUCGAUUCAAGCACACCGUCGUCGUCGUCGAGCAAAAAAUAUGACCCGACAACGCCUAGAGCGCAGGGAGCACUGAAAAGUCUCGAAUCUGACCAUCUCAGAGUCCCAACUACCCCCGCGCCACACAAGUCACGACUGAGCCAAAGCAUGAGUCUGGAGCAUCAACUAGCUGACGAUCUCGUUCCAUCACCCUUGUUCAGUCGAAAAUCGAAGCAAGCGCGCAUCACCGAAUCGGUCCCAGACGUCACGCAUCGCCCACUCCCUCCUCUGCCGUUUGGCCAUCAGUCCAAUUUCGAGGUCCGCGGCUCGCGCAUCGUGCAAGUCCUGCGCAAGACUGCGGUGGAUACUCUCAUUGCGCAGUAUGAAGGAUGCUUGCCUCUGUCACCGUCUCCCACGCAAACACUCUCACCAACGGUCCACCGAAAUGCCGGGACAGUAACUGAGUCGCCCGUGACGCCACGUUUCAGAGCGAUUCGCGACGCAUUCACUCCCAAUCCUGUCAACGGGAAUCUCGAAGCCUAUCUCUCCUCACCUGAUCUGUCCGAGUACAACGCGUCUCUCGCAGAUUUCCGCAUGCAACUGCGCAACCACAUGAUCUACUUGGACAAAGAAAUAAGUCGCGUCCAUAAAGCUCAGGUCGAACGUACUGCGACGAAAGCGCUGUGCAAGACUAGAUUCGCGAGUUUCUGGUCCUUUGAACAUCUCGCCAACACUCCGAAGCGGAAAUGUCGUCCUCUACAAGACAUCGACGCAACUUCCAGUCCAGACUCAGGAGUCAAGAUCACGGGUGAAAACGAGCCUCGAGCCCAAGCAAGCAACGAGAGGAUCGACAAAUUGCGACUUGAAGGAUGGCACGUUCGAAAAGAAGACCAUGGCUUCAAAGGGGUGCAAUGGUACGAGGACCUCAGCAGGCGUGUGGAGACCGAGCUUGCUGCUGCGGCUAGGAAAGCCAGUGGCACGGGCUGA
Capronia coronata CBS 617.96 is the source of this 1542-nucleotide messenger RNA. RefSeq lists its product as uncharacterized. The record is from RefSeq and is a predicted model, not a curated record. NCBI's taxonomy places the organism in Eukaryota, Fungi, Ascomycota, Eurotiomycetes, Chaetothyriales, Herpotrichiellaceae. The coding region runs from base 1 to 1542 and encodes 513 amino acids. The transcript has a single exon.